This is a messenger RNA of Cooperia oncophora, 291 nucleotides long. NCBI's taxonomy places the organism in Eukaryota, Metazoa, Nematoda, Chromadorea, Rhabditida, Trichostrongylidae. The record is from the annotation of a GenBank genome assembly.
AUGUCCAAGUCGUGCAACGCGCUUCGGUCAACCAUCACUGCUCUACGGCGGCAGAUACGUAACAUGAGCAGCUUCUCGCCGGCCAGUCGUCUCCAUGGAACUAAACCCAGCAUCUGGGUGGAAUUCACGACUCUCGCUCGCGAAUGCGGAGCUGUAAAUCUUGGACAGGGCUUCCCAAAUGAACCAGUGCCCAAGUUUGUCACAGAUCUGCUGGGAAACGUUGCUGCUCAUAAUGAAGAAGUUCGCAUGGCAUCAAUACACUCAAGGACUAGGUCACCCUCGCCUCAUUAA